GUUGAAGCUAAACUCUGCAAAGCUAUGGCACUUUGAGUUGAGUAUUUAUUAUUAAGUUUUUUUUUUUUUUGCUAACCACCAAUAAAUAGAAGAAGGAACCCCUUCUCCUAAUCGAAUAGCUUUUCUGUCAUAUAAGAUCUACUUAACAUUACCUGAAGCAUGAUGUUGAUGCCAGUGGUUUCAUUUUUCUGUUUUUUUUUUUUGUCUCUAUGGGCUACUGAAGUGGGCCUCAGUGGUAAAGUGCUUCUGUUUCCAACCAAGUCUAACACCAGUUAUGUUAAACUCACUCCUGAAAAGCCACUGAGGCUUUCAGCGUUUACUCUCUGCAUGCGUGUCGCGACGGAGCUCCGGGGCGAGAGGGAGAUCAUUCUGUUCGCCUACCGUACACCUGAGGUUGAUGAACUCAACGUGUGGAGACGUAAAGAUGGUUGUGUGUCCUUGAUUAUUCAGUUUAAUGGCGACGAAGCAUUUUUCCGUCUGCCUCCUCUCUCCACCUUCCAGACUCAUCUGUGUGUCACCUGGAACUCUGCGACUGGUCUCACUGCCUUCUGGGUGGAUGGACGUCGCAGUUUGUUCCAGAUCUAUAGAAAAGGUCACUCAAUUCGUCCUGGUGGCACCGUACUGCUCGGCCAGGACCCUGAUAGAUAUCUGGGUGCCUUUAACGCAGAGCAGAGCUUUGUGGGAGAAGUUACAGAUGUGAAAAUGUGGGCUCAUGUUCUCUCUGGCAGUCAGAUUAAGGCGGUUUAUUCAAACCAGGAACCGCAUGUGCCGAAGGGAAACGUGUUUGACUGGAACACCAUCAAAUAUGACAUUACUGGAAAUGUGCUAGUGGUGCAAGAUAACUGAUUCUGAUCCAGUGUAACAUCUCAUGGUCUCAUCCACAGUUGUCAAUUUCUAUAAUCUGUUCUGUUUAUCUGUUUUAAUAUUUACAAAGCUGUAAGGGCUAACAAGUAGGUUAAUAGUUCACAAAAGUAACCAGUAAAAGAUCUCUGCAUUACAA
Messenger RNA from Cyprinus carpio (common carp), 1000 nucleotides. Its product is annotated as pentraxin fusion protein-like. NCBI's taxonomy places the organism in Eukaryota, Metazoa, Chordata, Actinopteri, Cypriniformes, Cyprinidae. The transcript has 3 exons. The record is from RefSeq and is a predicted model, not a curated record. Bases 160 to 846 code for a protein of 228 amino acids.